Molecule: messenger RNA, 2254 nt
Organism: Oenanthe melanoleuca
Lineage: Eukaryota; Metazoa; Chordata; Aves; Passeriformes; Muscicapidae
Product: fatty acyl-CoA hydrolase precursor, medium chain-like
Exons: 13
Coding region: 286-1977 (563 amino acids)
Source: RefSeq, a predicted model, not a curated record
CUAGAGAUUACAGAUAACCCCUAGUAGGGCUGGGGUUUUGUUGCGUUGCCGUGGCGGUGUUUCGGUGCGGUUUUGCUGUUCCAGGGGUUUUUAGGACGAGCCCCGCAGCCCGUUCCGCCGGGCCCGUUCGCGCUGCAGUGACGGGCGGGGCUGGGCAGCGCCAGCGCCCGGUCACUCGCGGUGCUCCGGGCUCGCUCCGUGCGCCCAGUGCCCCGGCUGGACCUUUGUCCCCUCUCCUUCCGCUUAAAACCGGGCAGAAUCACCGGGAGCCGACAGGGUGCAAGGAUGUCUCCGCUGAGCCCGAUCGCGGUGCUUUGCGCCGUGCUUUGCAAAGCCGCGCUCCUGGUGAGCGGGACAGAAGGACAGAGUGGUGCUGAGCCAGAGGUGACUAUUGCACUUGGACGGCUCAAAGGAACACAGACAAAUGUGAAGGGGACUGACAAGCUUGUGAAUGCUUUCCUUGGAAUUCCUUUUGCAAAAGCCCCUCUGGGACCUUUGAGGUUUUCCCCACCUGAACCACCUGAACCCUGGACUGGUGUGAGAGAUGCAACUUCUCACCCACCACUUUGUCCUCAAGAUCUAUCCAUGUUGAAAAUAGCUGAAAAAAACUUUAAAGAAAAACACAUUGCAUUCCAAACUUCUGAGGACUGUUUGUAUCUGAGUGUCUACAGCCCUGCUGGCUCAAGCAAGAAGGACAAGUUACCUGUAAUGGUGUGGAUCCAUGGAGGCAAUUUUAUAUUUGGUGGUACUGCUCGGUAUGAUGGCUCUGCACUGUCAGCCUAUGAGAAUGUUGUGGUGGUAAUAAUUCAGUACAGACUGGGACUCCUUGGAUACUUCAAUACUGGUGACGAGCACGCCCGGGGGAACUGGGCAUACUUGGAUCAGGUGGCAGCUCUUCGGUGGGUCCAAGGAAAUAUUGAGCACUUUGGUGGAGACCCAGCAUCUGUCACUCUCUUUGGGAUAUCUGCAGGAUCUUGCUCUGUUUUUGCACAUGUGUUAUCUCCUUUAUCUAAGGGUCUCUUUCAUAAAGCAAUAUCAGAGAGUGGAAUUAUAAUUCCUCCCAGUAAAGAUUUACAUCUUUCAACAGAUCUUGAGAAAAUUGCCAAUACCUUCAAGUGUGAGGCGAGCAGUUCCCUCUCCCUGCUGAACUGCUUGAGGAAGCAGGAAGCAGAGCACAUAAUCCAUAAAAGCAAGGAAAUCUCAUUUUUACCCUUAGUUUUGGAUGGAGUGUUUCUUAAUAAGCCACCUGAAGAGAUAUUGGCUGCAAAAGAAUUCAAUGCAGUCCCCUACAUGAUAGGAGUCACCAACAAUGAAUUUGGCUGGAAUAUUAGAUCGACAUCAAAAAUGAAAAGUUUGAGGGAAAUAGGAGAUAGAAAAUCAAUUGCCUCAACUGUAGAAGUUUUCCUACCAAUGAUUGAUGUACCCUCAGAUUUUCUGCCCAUGAUCUUGGAUGAGUAUCUGGGAGACACAGAGGACCCUGCAGAGCUCCGGGACGGAUUCCUGGACCUGCUGGGGGACAUGGCAAUUGUCAUGCCAGCCAUUAAAGCACUGAAUUAUCAUAGGGAGUCUGGAGCUCCUACCUACUUCUUUGAAUACCAGCACCGGGCAAGUGCAUUCAGGGAUAGCAAACCAGACUAUGUGAAGGCUGACCAUGGGGAUGAAGUUGGUUUUGUCUUUGGGGGGCCGUUUCUGGCCGGGGACAUCCAGCUCCGCAGUGAAGUUACAGAGGAAGAGAAGAACCUCAGCAGAACUCUGAUGAAGUACUGGGCUAACUUUGCUCGAAAUGGAAAUCCUAAUGGAGAGGGUCUGGUUGAAUGGCCAUCUUACAACCUAAAUGAAGAAUACUUGCAGAUAAAUCUACAGCAAAAGAAGGACAGAAAGUUGAAAGAAAAGAAAGUAGAAUUCUGGAAAAAAGUGAUCCUUGAAAAGACAAAUAAGAAAAGCACACAAAACAUGAAGUUUAAAUUAGAGUUAUAGUUUACAGUCUAAACAUGCACAUAAUUUGCAAAUUAUUAGGAUAUUUUAAUAAAAUACCUGAAGUAUAUUUGAGGAUAAAAAAUACAUUUCCCUUCUUUUCACCUUUUCUUCCUAGUUGUCAUACUUGCAAUUAUUCACUGUAAAAAGUCCAGUUGAUCCUCACUUGUUAAAUACAGCUACCAGAUUUCCCCAAUGCUCAGGUUUUUCUGUCACUUCCCCAUGCCUGAAGACAGAAAGUAGCAGCAAUGUUAAUAAAGUGAAAUCAGUGCAGACCCAA